This is a messenger RNA of Arachis duranensis, 675 nucleotides long. RefSeq lists its product as uncharacterized. Lineage: Eukaryota; Viridiplantae; Streptophyta; Magnoliopsida; Fabales; Fabaceae. The transcript has a single exon. Bases 1 to 675 code for a protein of 224 amino acids. The record is from RefSeq and is a predicted model, not a curated record.
AUGUCAGAUUACAGGUAUUUUCAGAGUAGAGCAAUUCUUGCACCCACACUUAAGAGUGUCGAGAAGGUAAACGAUUUUGUCUUGACAAUCUUUCCAUGGAUGGAAAAGGAGUAUUUGAGCUCUGACACAACAUGCCAAGCUGAUGAGAAUGAAGAUGUACAACAAGAGUGGUUCACACCAGAGUUCCUAAAUGACAUCAAAUGUUCGGGACUACCCAAUCACAAGUUGACUUUGAAGUCAGGAGUCGCUGUAAUGCUAUUGCGAAACAUAGACCGGACUUCAGGUUUAUGCAACGGGACAAGAUUAAUAGUUAACAAACUUGGCAGCAACGUAAUUGGAGCGACGGUAGUGACCGGUAGAAAUAUUGGAGAUAAAGUGUACAUUCCAAGAAUGAACUUGAUCCCUUCAGAUUCAGGAUUGCCAUUUAGGUUCCAAUGGAGACAAUUUUCAUUAACAGUAUGUUUUGCAAUGACCAUUAACAUGAGUCAGGGUCAAUCAUUAUCAUAUGUACGGCUUUAUUUGCCAAAAUCAGUGUUCACCCAUGGACAACUUUAUGUUGCUUUGUCAAGAGUUAAGAGUCACAGUGGCCUCAGGAUUUUAAUUAUAGACGAAGACGGCAAUCCAAAGUCAUCAACAACAAAUGUCGUGUUCAAAGAGGUUUUUAAUAAUAUUUAG